ACGUUGCCGUCAAAGCAGAGCGUCUGUCCACCGUCCACACACCGCGCGAUUCUUAUCGACAGCGUGCGACUUCCACACGACAAUUAGAACACGUCGGAAAUUCUUGGAAUGAUCAAAUCAAGUGUGCUUUCUUUGUCAUUAGAUUUAAGUGAGGAAAUGAAGAUCUUAUUUCGGAUCCCUGUUAGACCUUUGUCCACGUGGCCUAACAGGGGUGGUGGAGAGCAUACUAUGUUGUCAAACAAAUUAUUUCCGAGGAGGAGGAGUUCAAAUGCUACACAAAGGAGGAAUCGGAAAAAAGAGAUUACUAAUGGAAAAUUGAAGGCACGCAUAAAACGUUUGAGAGCUGAAAUGGUAGAGAUCGGUGAAGAACAAAAGAGAAUCAAAGAGGGACAGAAAGAAGUUAGAAUCAAAUAUCAAAAGCUGAAGGCAGAAAAAGAGCAACUCAAGAUGGAGACCAAUCUCAUCUCACAGCAGAGCCUCGGUAUCCAACAACGUCUCAUUCUACUCUUCAAAAUCGUGAAAGCAAAAGUUAACAACGAUUUUGCAAAAGCAGCUCAACUCACUCAAUCACUCCGGUAUAUUGAGUUAAUAGCAAAUCAAAACGUGCCAAAGUGAGGUUUGUGAGUACUGGCUCCUGCAGAUAGUAUUGAUCACGUAAGGAUAUGAAGAACAAUCAAAGCCAAGGAAUCUACCUCUGCAGUCAUUGCAUGUGCUUGCAGCUUCGCAUCCAAAUAUUUGAAUUUCAAAAGCUUUUAAUUUUAUUUUAGUAUUGAGUCUAUGUAUUUGUGAUGUAAGUUCUUUGUGUUUUGUUCUUCUCCCAUAAAUCUACUAAGUUUGGAAGCGAGGGAUUGAUAAGUUGAUUAGAGAAACUAAGAUGAUCGAUAUUUGUGAUCAUAUUUAAAUAUUUUGGAAUUGGUAUUUGAUUAUUGUGUCUAUAGUCGUGAUUUAGAUGUACGAGUGGUGAUUUUCACAUCCA
Messenger RNA from Tripterygium wilfordii, 976 nucleotides. RefSeq lists its product as uncharacterized. Lineage: Eukaryota; Viridiplantae; Streptophyta; Magnoliopsida; Celastrales; Celastraceae. The coding region runs from base 109 to 615 and encodes 168 amino acids. The transcript has 4 exons. The record is from RefSeq and is a predicted model, not a curated record.